AUGCCUGAGUAUAGACUUGUGGUAGUGGGCGAUGGAGGUGUUGGCAAAUCUGCCCUCACCAUUCAAUUGAUUCAGAAUCAUUUUGUUGAGGAAUAUGAUCCAACUAUCGAAGACAGCUACCGAAAGCAGGUCGUCAUCGAUGGCGAAACCUGUCUUCUUGAUAUUCUUGAUACAGCUGGACAAGAAGAAUAUUCUGCCAUGAGGGAUCAAUACAUGCGAACAGGAGAAGGUUUCCUGCUUGUAUUCGCCAUUAAUGAAGCUAAGUCAUUUGAGAACGUUGCCAACUAUCGUGAACAGAUCAAAAGAGUCAAAGAUAGCGAUGACGUUCCUAUGGUUCUUGUUGGUAAUAAGUGUGACUUAUCUGCUAGAGCCGUCGAUGGUCGCACAAUAGUUGAUACGGCUAAAGCAUAUGGAAUUCCUAUGGUUGAAACGUCUGCUAAAACCAGAAUGGGUGUAGAUGAUGCUUUCUACACUCUAGUUCGCGAAAUCAGGAAGCAUCGAGAACGGAAUCGUGAAAAACCACGCAAAAAGAGGGGCAGAUGUGGAAUUCUCUAA
Messenger RNA from Auanema sp. JU1783, 555 nucleotides. The record is from the annotation of a GenBank genome assembly. Lineage: Eukaryota; Metazoa; Nematoda; Chromadorea; Rhabditida; Rhabditidae.